CUCUUGUUCUGGUUCUGGUUCUCUGGUCCUCCUGCAGCCUCUCUCUCCUCUCACUGCUCUGUUUCUUCAGAGGAGGGACAGGUACAUCCUCACCUCAGGCCCCGCCCCCAGACUCUCACAAUACAAGCCUAUUUGAUUUAUUAUUACAAAUAAUUUAUUCAAUUGAUUAAAAUGUCUAAUAAUUGUUUUUGUUUUACAACCUAAAACCAGAGCUGCUCCACACACUGAUUACACAGUGUGUGUGUGAGUGUGUGAUUAAAGAGUGUGUGAUUAAAGAGUGUGUGUGUGUGUGUGAGUGAGUGAUUAAAGAGUGUGUGUCCAGGUGGGUGUGAUCACUCAGCUGUGUGUCGUCAGUGAGACAGGAUGCUGUCUGUCUGCCUGCUGUCUGUCUGCCUGCUCUGCACUCUCUCAGGUGUGACUCUGAAUGAAACGGAUCCUCAUCACUUCUCCGGACACUUUGGAUUUGGAAACGUGUCGGGGCUGCGCUCGUUCCCCCCCGAGCAGCAGCAGGAGUCCCGGAUCAUCGGGGGGGACGAGGCCUGGAUGAACUCCUGGCCCUGGCAGGUCUCCCUCAGGUUCGCCUCCAUGCCGGCCUGCGGGGGGGCUGUCAUCGCCCCCCUGUGGGUGGUCUCUGCCGCGCACUGCUUCAGGAGGUACAACAAGGCCUCAUUCUGGACCGUCCUGGCAGGGAAACACGACCUGGACAACGACCGGGAGCCGGGACAGCAGCUGGUGGGGGUCUCCAGGAUCCUGGUCCAUCAGGACUACGACCCGCGGACUAAAGAGAGAGACGUGGCUCUUCUUCAGCUGAAGAGUCCGCUCGUCUUCAACACCUUCGUCAGACCCAUUGACGUCUGGAUGUUCCCGCUGUCCCCCCUCAGGAAGUGCACCAUCACGGGCUGGGGGUCCACCAGAGAGAAUGGUCCUCGGGUGAACCGGCUCCAGGAGGUGAACGUCACCAUCCUGUCCCCAGAGUCCUGCAACCAGUUCUACCUCGGGAGGAUGCGUCCCUCCAUGUUCUGCGCCGGGAGGCCCGGAGGGGGGGCGGACGCCUGCCAGGGAGACUCUGGUGGUCCUCUGUCCUGCUUCACUGGCAGCCGGUACCAGUUGGCGGGUCUGGUGAGUUGGGGGGUCGGCUGUGGACGGGCCAGGAAGCCGGGGGUCUACACCAAACUGCAGACCCACACCCAGUGGAUGAUGGACCUCAUGAGUGAUGAGCACCUGCUGUCUGCAGACCAGGUCUCUGAGGAGGACAUCUGUGGGCUGGGCUCCGGCUGUGGGGGGGUUCCAGGCCACGCCUCUCUCUCAGUGGCCCAGGAUGGGGGGAUCUCAGUGGGGAACGUCUCGGAGGUCUGUCCCUCCUCCUGGCCCUGGCAGGUCAGCCUGCAGAGUGAGGGAUACCAUUACUGCAGCGGGACCCUGGUCCACAGGGACUGGGUCCUGGUCCCCCAGCACUGCAACGUCAGAGCUCAGGAGGACGUGGUGGUUCUGGGGGUCCACGGCCUCCGGUUCUCCUCCUCUCAGACGGUCCCAGUGCAGGAGGUUCUGAGCCUCCCUCGGGACGGCAGCUUCCCCCCCCGCUCCGACCUGUCCCUGCUGCGCCUCAGACGCUCCGCACGACUCAGCUCUGAGGUGUCUCCGGUCUGUCUCCCGGACGAGGACGAGGACCUGGACAGCAGCUGGUCCUGUGUCACCACCGGCUGGGGGGCCACCAAGGCUUCAGCGGCGGUGGAUCCGGAACGGCAGCACCAGGCCAGCCUGACUCUGGUGAACCUGACCUCCUGCCGGCAGCAGUGGGGGGGGGACCUCGUCACGGACUCUCAUAUCUGUGCCCAUCCUGCCGGCUCCGCCUCCUGCAUGGGCGACCGCGGGGCGCCGCUGUUCUGCCGGAAGCGAGGCGCCUACUUCCUGUUUGGCGUGUUGACGUGGGGCAGCCGGCGCUGCGACGCAGAGCGACCCGCCAUCUUCUCCAGGAUCACAGACUACCAUCCCUGGAUCUCUGAGGUCACACAGGACCUCUGAGGUCACCCUGGACCUCUGAGGUCACACAGGACCUCUGAGGUCACCAAGGAUCUCUGAGGUCACCCUGGACCUCUGAGUGAUGACGGAAAUAAAAAUACUUUCACGUA
Messenger RNA from Trematomus bernacchii (emerald rockcod), 2129 nucleotides. It is a transcript of the gene ovch1, whose product is annotated as ovochymase 1. The record is from RefSeq and is a predicted model, not a curated record. Gene Ontology annotation, biological process: proteolysis. Gene Ontology annotation, molecular function: serine-type endopeptidase activity. NCBI's taxonomy places the organism in Eukaryota, Metazoa, Chordata, Actinopteri, Perciformes, Nototheniidae.